Molecule: messenger RNA, 1236 nt
Organism: Symbiodinium natans
Lineage: Eukaryota; Dinophyceae; Suessiales; Symbiodiniaceae
Source: the annotation of a GenBank genome assembly
AUGGUUGGGGCUAGCUGGGGGAACCGCUUCGUGUUCCCGGCUCCGGACCCAUCCUACGGUCCGCAGUCCUAUCGGAGGCACCUGUGCUGGAUCCCCUGGAACGCCGUGAUCUCCCCCGACCGGGUCAAGGAUCCGGGCGUGCAGGAUGGCAUCCCUUGCCUGUGGUUUCCAGCGCCUAAAGCAGCAACAGUCAUCCUCUUCUUCCAUGCCAACGCAGAGGACUUGGGCAUGUCGUUCGCCAUCUUGAAGCACAUGCGUGAUCAGUUCAAGGUGAAUGUGCUUGCAGCUGAGUACCCAGGCUAUGGCCUCUUGCACCAUGUCGAGCCGUCCGAGGACGGUGUCUGCGAAGUGGCGCUCACCACAUUUCGCUUUCUGGUCGAUGUGCUUGGUGUCAGAUAUUCGCAGAUAGUCUUAUUCGGCAGGUCUUUGGGCAGCGGACCCGCUGUCUUCCUAGCAUCCCAGUUUCCGGUCGGAGGCCUGAUCUUGGUGUCCGCCUUCUCAUCUAUUCGAGCUGCGGUGCAAAGUAUUGCUGGUCGGUUCUUUGCCAUGGCGUUUCAAGAGCGUUUUCCGAACCACAAGACUAUCGCCAACGUGUCUUGCUCAACCCUCUUCAUCCACGGCGAGUCCGAUGGGCUCAUCCCCGUGGAGCACUCGGUGAAGCUCUUCAAGCGCUGCCGUGCGCGGAAGCUUCUGGUGACGCCGCCGGAGAUGGAGCACAACUCCAACCUUUUCGGCGAUGCCUCUUUUCUGGCGAUUCCGGCCAUCCACUUCUUCGGCUUUCCAGGCUACUAUACCUCCACGCCGCCCCGGCUCCCUGCCAGCAUGUUCGAAACGCCGGACCGGCGUUUGCGUCUUGCGGGCCAAGCGCAGCAAGAAGGAACUGCGCGGCCGUUUCUGUGCGAUUGCCUGGCCAAGAGGGAUCAGCACAGCUUGGAAGCAGGGUUUGGGCGGCAGGCGGACGGGGUUGACAACAUCACCAUCUGCCUGUACAAGGACACCACCGACGAGGUCGAGCUGGCAGGUGAUGAGGCCAAAGAGCGUCUGAAGAGGAUGGCGCAGGACGCAUUGCAGGAGAAGGGCAAAGAGGGCAGAGGGAAAAGCCAUGCCCAAGCUGAAGGUGACCUAGGAGAAGGUGAGCUUGAACAACAGUGGUCGCAGGAGGACCCGGGCAUUCGCUUUGUAGAUGGGCAACACGCUCCCGGGCUUCCAAAGCGAGAAGACCUGCCUCCACUCUGA